This is a messenger RNA of Anoplopoma fimbria (sablefish), 6742 nucleotides long. RefSeq names its product leucine-rich repeats and calponin homology (CH) domain containing 4 (gene lrch4). Gene Ontology annotation, molecular function: protein binding. The transcript is spliced from 18 exons. The coding region runs from base 224 to 2377 and encodes 717 amino acids. NCBI's taxonomy places the organism in Eukaryota, Metazoa, Chordata, Actinopteri, Perciformes, Anoplopomatidae. The record is from RefSeq and is a predicted model, not a curated record.
CUUCCGUUGUACGUGUGUGUGUGUGUGUGAGAGAGACGCAAUCACAACUCACAACGCCAACAGAUUUUUUUUCUUGGAUUUCAUUUUGUACUUUUGAAGAAGUUUUUUUUUUUUUUUAAAGUAGUGCACUGAGUUUUGGGAGUUUCCAGCAAUUCUUCGGGGUUAUGAAAGCGGAGCGGACGCCUGGAACAAAGUAAAAGAGGUGGUAAGAGCUGACCGUUUGAUGGCUGCUGGGGAUGGAGCCCAGCUGCCUGCCACAGUAGCGGCCAGCCGGAGCGUGGAGAAGGCGCUCGAGGAGGCUGCCGCGAGCGGGGCUCUUAACUUGUCGAACCGAAAGCUGAAGGAGUUUCCCCGGAGCGCGAGGAACCACGACUUGUCCGACAUUACGCACGCAGAUCUGUCUAAGAACCGCCUGUGUGAGCUGCCGGAGGAGCUGUGUCAGUUCAUCUCUCUGGAGACGCUGAGCCUUUACCACAAUGGGAUGCGUUCACUGUCCUCCAGCCUGGGCAACCUCCAGGCCCUCACCUACCUCAACCUCAGUCGAAAUCUUCUGUCCAGUUUACCACCGUCGGUGUUUCAGCUUCCCCUCCUGCGAGUGCUCAUAGUCAGCAACAACAAGCUGUGUUCACUGCCCGCCUCCAUAUACUCCCUCACACACCUCCGACAGCUGGAUGUAAGCUGUAACGAGCUGCAGUGUUUGCCAGCAGAGCUCGGCCAGCUAGAGUGUCUGAGGGACUUGAACCUGAGGAGGAACCAGCUCACCACUUUGCCUGAAGAAAUAUCCGAGCUCCCCCUUGUCCGACUAGAUGUGUCCUGCAACCGCAUCUCCCACGUGCCCCUGUGCUACCGCCACCUCCGGCACCUCCAGAGCAUCUUGCUGGACAACAACCCGCUGCAGAUGCCGCCUGCGCAGAUCUGCUCCAAGGGUAAAUACCACAUCUUCAAAUACCUCAACAUGGAGGCCUGCAAGAGGAGCCAGGAGGAGCUGGAGAGACACCUGAGGCCCACCGGAUUCAACAGCUGUCUCUCAGACCAGGAGCUGUUUACAGGUCAGUUCGGAGGACUGGAUUCUGGCUUCAACAGUGUCGACAGUGGCAGCAAGCGGUGGUCUGGGAAUGAGUCAGCAGAUGACUUCUCAGAGCGUUCCCUUCGCAUGGCUGAGGUCAGCAGAGAUCAGAGGAACCUGGAGGAGGAGGAGGAAGAGGAAGAGGAGGAGAAUGGAUCUGCUGUGGAAGCUAACAAAGUGAAUGGGGAUGCUAGGCACGUGGACUUCAUUGCCAGCAGUGUGACAGAAGAAGAGGAGGAGGAGAUCAAGAUGGAUCCAGCACCUCUUAUGGAGCAGAAAGAGAGCUCUUCAUCAAACCAAACCCAGGACACAACAGUAUGCAGGUCCAGCCUCCGCGUGGAGGUGGGCCCCCCGUCAUCAGCCUCCUCCUCUCCCCUGUCCCCCUCCAGCCCCACCCUGGAGGAGCGGAAGAGGCCGGGCACCCUGCUCAUCUGGCAGGAGAGAGAGCGUCUGCAGCAGCAGAGGGAAAAGGCCAGUUUGCUGAAGUCAUCCACCAAAGCAGGAAGUCAUGUGGCCACCACACCACAGACAGGAAGUAUCUCAGCUGGUGCAUCUCCAGAGAACAGCAGCUCCCACUCAGGCCUCCGGCAGCGAUGUGCAAGUGCUGAUCAGAUGAGCUCAGUGUCUCCUUCUGCACUUCUGCUACGCUCCAACAGCAGAACAGAUGUCCCCUCCUCCCCGAAGACGUCCCCUCCACCCGGUCAGGCCCCGAGACCCAACAGUUUCCUGUUCCGCACCUCCUCCCGCAGCAACGUCAAACCCACGGGGUCCAUCUUUACUCUCGGUGAGUCUGGCAGAAGUGAGUCUCGCACAAUGCUGCGUUCUCCUAAAGAGGAGAGACCAGACAUCACACAGCUCCGCAAGACUUUGGAGUCUCGGCUGAAGAUCACUCUACCGGAGGAUCUGGGUGAGGCCUUAUCCAAUGGCACCAUCCUCUGCCAGCUGGUCAAUCAGAUCCGACCACGCUCCGUGUCAAUCAUCCACAUUCCCUCUCCAGCAGUGCCAAAACUGAGCUCAGCAAAGUGUCGACUCAACGUGGAAAACUUCAUUGCUGCUUGUCGCAAGCUGGGAGUCACUGAGACGGAUGUGUGUGCGUGCUCUGAUGUGCUUCUGUGUAAGCUGCCCGCUGUGCUGCGCUGUGUGACGGCGCUGCUGGCUGCCAGGGGCGGGGAGACGGCGGAGGACCGAUCCCCCCGCCACUCCUCACCUUCGUGGUCGUCCUCCUCCUCGCUGCUGUCCACAGACUUCCUGCUCUUCUACUGUGCAGCCAUGGCCCUGCUCUACGUCCUCUACUGCUACCUGUUACUCUAGAGGAGCAACGCUGUACCUAAAUAAUCACAUGACUGAUGAACUGCUCAACACGCUCACUGAACUCACACACACACACACACACGCACACACAGCUGCAGAGUGUGAGGCCAACACACACAGCUGCUCCCACAGUUGUCGUCUCAGACAAUGCUCUGCAGUGUGUGUGUGUGUGUGUGUGUGUGUGUUUUCAGUGCCUUUAGAGACCUCCAGAGUGUGUGUUCACACUCCACAGCUGCACUGGUUGGAUGUUUGAGCCAUAUAGAGCAUGCAGCCAAGCACCUUUAAGAAACAAUGAAUACACUACAGCACUGACAGGAGGUGUGUAGAAAGCACUACACUGAUACUGAUGAGGAUGAAUACUACAGCAGAGACAUGCCUUAACCUAGUUUAAACUUCACAUGUAACGCACAGCACAUUUGGAGGAAAUGGGAGUUUUAACUGUUUGAGGCAGAGCUGCUCUCAUUGGUUGAGACAUCAAUGGGUGGAGCAAAGGACCCCAAUCCAAAUGACAUACUAUACCUUUAAUUUUUUACCGAUGUGCACUUGUAUACAAACUGCUGCAACGUAAGUUACAAUGUUCAUGUACUGGCCUGCAGACUUUGUGUCUGCAUGGAAGAUUCAGGUUGUAGCCACUAGAGAACAGAUUUGAGCCCAAUCAUUGCUGGCACACACCUGAAUAACUUCACUGAGAAUAUCUAAACAUGGUGAUGCAUGAUUGGGUAAAUGUAUCCAUAAAAUUGAGACCAAGAGCAGACAAGCUACAUUUGUGUCUCUUCAGAACUGCUCUCCAAUGUUGUUUGUUGCUGGCCUAUGUUAACAUCCAGAUACUCUGCACCGUUAAUAUGUUUAGCUGUAUCUCACAGAGACAGAGCACAACCUACGCUCUACAUGCAGGAGAUGUGCAAACAGGAGCAUGGUUAAACUUAAAGGGGCACCAGUUGAUUUUUAUUGGCCACCUGGGGGCAGUGCAACAACAUUAGACAUAUUAUCACCUAAAGAAUAUGAAGCAGAAACUGAGCUUUAUAAUCUUUCAGUUUGAGUUAUUCACUCUAAAUAGUCUCUUUAGAUGCUACAGGUUCCCCUGUGUCUGUCUGCGGUUAGCUGCUGAGCAGGUAGAGCACAGUGGCUUUAACGGAACUUUCUAUCAGACAACAGAACAGUGAUGUUUAAAGCGUGAGCCAAAAGAGGCUAAAAAGCUGCAGAGUUGGGGAUAAUUCUCUGUGGGUUGGUCCCUACGAGGGACCCCUCACAAACACUUUGAAAUGUGACUCAUUAAUAGUAUAUCCGAAUUUUUAUUAAUGUGUAUUAUGUAUUUACCACAGCAUAUACCAACUGUACACUGGAAAAAAUGACAAAUACGCCAACAUGCAGACAAUACUUCAGUUUUACUUUCGAAGAUUAGUUUAACCGGGUAUGAUAACAUUGUACUCACCAUGCUGAGAUCUGGGAACAUGGCAAAGUCACUAUGAAGAAGUUCUAAUGGGGCAGUCGGAUGAUCACACAGACUGAAAAAAGUAAAACUGGUUAGUUUAUUUGGAAGAAAAAGGUGGCGACCUGCAGAAUGAUUACCCAAACUGUCCGUAGACAUCCUUCACAGUUUACACACCAACUUCUCAAACAUUAGUACUUGGGUAAGCUGCUUAACCGGGCUGCUGACCUCCUGACAUUUAUCAUUUUUACCAAUUCCAUACGCUUAAAAGCAAACCCUGAGUUCUAACUAGAUAUCUCAGAAAACUUGAUAAGACCGGAUUGAUUCAUUAUUUUUCAACCAGAGAAACUGUGGUUCUUUAGCUCUGCUCACCAAGUUUUAAAACUUGCGCUUAUCUCUGCCCUCAGAGCAGCUCUUCCUCUGAGAUAUGUUAAACUCUGGGCUUCCUGUGUGGAGGCAGACCACUGAGAGAGAAGGAAGCCCAGACUGAACUGUGAAUGUGAAUUUUGGCCUUGAGACAGAUGCAAGUGGGCUAAAUGUGGAACCUGGAUGUUACAGAUCACAACAAUGUGACAGUGAGACAGAUGAUACAGUGCCUCUUACUGACCACGGACUAAAACCUCUCCCAGAUACUGCUCCUAUUUUUAUAUGUCUGCUAUGCUAACUGUGAGCAAGGGGGGGGGGAAAUAUCGCUGCAUCGAUCUCCCUCCACACUUCAUGUGUCCAAACGGUACAAAGCCCCCCAGGAGGUGUGUGUAAAGUCUUUUUUUUUUGUCGUGGUUGCUGGGUCGCUUGACCAGCUGACUUCAUGUUUGUAUAAAUGUAAACAGACUAUUAAAUUAUUGCUUUUUUUUAAUUUAUUAUAUCUGUUCUGUUUUUGGUUAUUUUUGUUUCAGAGGUGAGGCAGCAGAGGCGUCACUAAAUUGGUUAGCUUUGUGAAAUCAGUGUACGUGUUUUUAAUCACACACGAUGGCAAAUUAGAUCAAUAUUCAAUUAUUCAGAGUUAAAACAACAUUGAUUGUUUAAAAGUUUUCCCCUUCAUUCGAUUGGUAAUAAUUGAUUCCCUGGGGGCUACACAUUUAGCAGAGCAUCAGAGUGCCUCUGCUGUUUCUACCUCGGCUGUUUCUGCUCAGAAGGUCAGUGUUUGCUGCUAAACACACAUUGGAAUCUGAUUAUAAUGCUUAUUGGACUGAUAUGGGGUUUGAAAGCCUUUAGUAAUAGUCAGCUUAUUGGGAUUCAAACUGCAAAACCCUAAUAAUUCAGAUAAUUUAUUGUUUUUACUCCUAUAAAGGUCUCAAACAAUAUUUAAACCAGAGAGGGACACCAUAACUUUCUACUGAAACUCUAAUCUAGUAAAGCUAGGGGACCAGCAUGACUUAUUCAUAUCAGUUCCAAAAUGUUAGAGGAAAAUCAAAUCAAGAAACAACCUACAAUUUCAUUUUUAUAGGCUUUUCCCGUGUGACUGUGGAAAAUAUAAUAUCAACAGUACUGAUAUUUCCCCUUUUAUCAGUAAACUAUAUGUUGGUCUAGCCCUACUCUAAUGACAAGACUUUUUCUUAAAAAAAUGGAGCUCCAAGUGUUUAAUAUUAAAUAAAUAAAUACAUUGUUUAAAAUAUAUAACAGAGAAUCCUGAAACCCUUUUAUUUCAUGAUACUUUAUCCCUUUUCAUAACAGUGGUGGGUCCGGUCUCGUUCCCGCUGCCGGUCUGUGGCACAAAUACUGCCGGAUUUAGCCAUUAGCUCCCGUUAGCUAGAGCAACGACAGUGCCAAGGGGUUUCUGAAGCAACAAACUAGCUGUAAUUGCUAAUAAACAGAACCAGUACUCAUUGUAUUUAGCUUAACAGAGCUACACCUCUACCUAGCUAGCUGGCUAACUAGCUGUGACUGAGGAGUGAAGUUAGCUAGCUCCUGCUGGUUUGAGCGACCACAGAAAGAGACAGAGUUUAGUCUGUUUCACAUGAAAACUUUGUAAAGGGAACUCUGAAUUAGCCAGUUAGCUGCUUCACUUUGAUGCCCAGCAAUAAUAACAGCUGACAAACCAACCUAGCAAGUGAGCUGGCUACGUAUGUAACAUGUGCAGCCUUGUUAAGCUUAAUUAAAUCAGGGCUAGGUAUUGUACUCUAACGGUAUAAUGUUUUGUUUUUUUACAGCAUUAAAUUCAAUCUCCACUUUAUUUUUCUGCCUCUAGUUGGUUGAUUCAAAAGGACUUUAGCAUCAUCGUUGCUCCAGCUAUCAGAGGCUAACUGUAGGAUCAAGGCAAAAUAAAAGCAUCACUUAAAAAAAAAUGCAAAUUUGAUAAAACAGACUUUUGAAAUAAAUGUAUAACUGACUUAUUACAAAAUUAUAAUAAAUAACAUUUCAUAGUACGUUUAGUUUUAAAAUACAACAAAUUCACAAAUUAUUGCUAUGUGUAUAUAUAUUUCACACAAUAUAUUAAUGAAUAUUUAUUUAAUAAUGUCUAUUUGUUUAUAUAAUAUAAAAACAUUUUGGGGCCCCACUCCUAAAAAGCCAUUCUAUCUAAUUGCAAUAUAGUUUUCUAACUUGAUUCAACAAGGUGUAAAGCACAGGUUAAUUAAGUCCACUAUCCAGUUAACUCUCACAUCUCUGCUGUAGUCUGGAGGUCAGAAUGUCCACUGUAAAAAGUCUCCCGUCCCACGUCUCCAGUUUUUUUUUAGCCUGCUGUUAAAAUGAAAUGUUUCAAUUCAAAAUGUAUAUUUUAUAAAUGAAACUGGAUGAGCAACAAACAGUAAUUCAUUCACUGGCUUAGACAAAGCUAUAUUCUUUAAUACCUUAGCGGGACAGAACUACAGUUGUAUUUUAUAUUUAUAUGACAACCUUGUAUUAUUGAGAAUAAUUUUUGAGUUUAUAUAAAUCUAUAUGUAAAGUUUUUUUUCAUCCCACUGUAAAGACAUAAUUAAAAAACAACUUUGACCAUG